GUGGCGGGCGGACUCGGGCGGGGCUCCAGCGCCUCUUCCCUGGAGCGGCUGCCCGACGUGGGCGAGGCGCCGCAGCCGCCGGACGAGCAGGAGCUCCGCGACGCCUCGUGGGGCGCCAGCGCGUCGUCGGUGGGCGCCGGCGGCUUCCUCGACCCCUCGCUGCCGGCGCGGCUCCAGGCGCGGCUGACGGAGGCGGAGCGCGCGGCAGAGCGGGCCCUGGAGGCGCUCACGCACGAGCCUGCGCGCGCCCGGUCGCCCGCCCGCGCCGCGCCCCUGAGCUCUGGCGGCGCCUGCUCCGCCAAUGGGCUCGCUGGGACGACGUACGCCGCGCCAGCCAGCGCGCAGUCCCUCG
Messenger RNA from Prorocentrum cordatum, 352 nucleotides. Lineage: Eukaryota; Dinophyceae; Prorocentrales; Prorocentraceae. The record is from the annotation of a GenBank genome assembly.